AUGUCCGACGAUCCUCAAGACUGCGGUGAGGGCGUUUCCGCGUACAUCGAUGACGUCUCUGAGGAUAGAGGAGUCCUCUACUACUAUAUCUGCGGAGGCAACGCGCAACAUUUCGGCGAAUGGCGUCUCGAAUCAGGUGUCAGCGAGCACCUCAUCGCCCGGUUCUGGAGCCGCGAAGCCUGGCUGCAGCUUUGGCUACCACACCGACUCCACCUUCGCCCUGCAGCUUACAAUCCAGAGCCCAUAAAUGUCAUCUCCGGCGCCAUGGCCGCGGUAGGACUUGACGACCCAGAAGGGCAGGACGUCGGAGACGAAGGCGAGAUUACAGAUGAGGACAUCGCGCGGGUCAACGAGAACUGGGAGAAGAAUGGAGUGGAAUUUCCACCUUUAUUUGCAGGUUCUGGUGCUGGUCGAGAGGAACAAGAGCCACGUAGCGACGCAAAGCGCAUGGUGGACUCUAUAGGCGACAUGAAAAUAGAGGACUCGUAA
Lecanosticta acicola is the source of this 489-nucleotide messenger RNA. Lineage: Eukaryota; Fungi; Ascomycota; Dothideomycetes; Mycosphaerellales; Mycosphaerellaceae. The record is from the annotation of a GenBank genome assembly.